CGCGGGAGCCGAUGGAAGCUGCGGAUGCCAGCCUCUGGUGCCUGCAGGCUUCGGUGCCAGCCCGCCGAGAUUAGGAUGUGGCUGGCUGACUAGUUUCCAGAGGCUGAGUGAACUAUAGAUCACCAAAUACAGCAGCUCAUCAGGAAGAUCCUGUUGCCUUGGGGGGAACACACCUCCCGGGACCGCAAGGGAUGCUGGCACUCAACUGCCAACUGAAACCAGCUCUUCCUCGGGUUUUCUGUUGGCUCUGGGCUGUGAUGGGGAAACUGCAGAGCAAACUCAGACACAGCACUUACAAAUACAGGCCUGAUGGAUUUAUAGAAGAGAGAGUCCAGACUAAAGCCUCCCAAGAGUACAGCCCCGCUCACGUGGACACUGUCUCUGUGGUUGCUGCUCUGAACUCAGACCUUUGUGUCUUUGGAGGAAAAGACAAGACCACUGUGGCCUAUAACUGGAGAACUGCACACGUGGUCAAAAGGUUCAGAGGACAUGAGCGGGAAAUCACUAAGAUAGCCUGUCUUCCCGGGCCAAGCCAGUUUUUCAGCGCCUCUCGAGACAAGACAGUCAUAAUGUGGGACCUGCAGGGCUCUUCGGAGCCCAGGCAGCAACUGUCUGGCCAUGCCAUGGUGGUCACUGGCUUGGCUGUGAGUCCAGACUCAUCUCAGCUGUGCACCGGCUCUCGGGACAACAGCCUGCUUCUGUGGGAUGUAGGUACUGGACAGUGUGUGGAGAGAGCGUCUGUCUCCAGGAACCUGGUCACCCAUCUGUGCUGGGUCCCCAGAGAGCCAUAUGUUCUCCAGUCCUCCGAGGAUAAGACCAUCAGAUUAUGGGAUAGUCGGGGGCUUCGGAUGGCUCAUGUGUUUCCCCCAAAGCAGCACAUUCAGACCCACUGUGAAGUCAGCGUGGACGGACGCACGUGUAUCUCCUGCAGCAGCGGCUUUGAGGGCGAAGGCUGUGAAGCCACAUUGUGGGACCUAAGGCAGACAAGAAACAGAAUGUGUGAGUAUAAGGGGCAUUUCCAGACCGUUGCAUCCUGUGUCUUUCUACCAAAAUCCAUGGCCUUGAUGCCUAUGAUUGCUACCUCAGCACAUGACUCCACGGUGAAGAUUUGGAAUCAAGAUACUGGAGCUUGUCUUUUCACCUUGUCUCUGGAUGGAUCAGGACCCUUGACCUCCCUGGCUGUUGGUGACAUGACCUCCUUGUUAUGUGCAAGUUUCUACAGAGGAGUUCACUUACUAAGAGUGGACCACAGCCGAGGGCUGGAACUGCAGGAAGUGGCAGCCUUCUGAAGCCAAGAGACAUUGACUGGACAAUAUCAUACUAGGGCCCCUCCUUUCUGUGUGGCUUUGUGUUUUUCCACAUGAUCUUGGGGAGCAGGGUGCAAGUCUGGUGUUCUUUUCUUAGGAUCACUUAGAAGGUGUAUCAGGGUUAGAUGUUGGUUUAAGUUUGUAAAAAAUUGUUUGUUUGUACCAGGAUCACUCUGUAGCCCAGGCUGGACUUGA
Onychomys torridus (southern grasshopper mouse) is the source of this 1502-nucleotide messenger RNA. RefSeq names its product WD repeat domain 31 (gene Wdr31). The record is from RefSeq and is a predicted model, not a curated record. Bases 192 to 1289 code for a protein of 365 amino acids. NCBI's taxonomy places the organism in Eukaryota, Metazoa, Chordata, Mammalia, Rodentia, Cricetidae. The transcript is spliced from 11 exons. Gene Ontology annotation, molecular function: protein binding.